This is a messenger RNA of Osmia bicornis bicornis, 3919 nucleotides long. It is a transcript of the gene Lapsyn, whose product is annotated as tsukushi. Gene Ontology annotation, molecular function: protein binding. The transcript is spliced from 4 exons. Lineage: Eukaryota; Metazoa; Arthropoda; Insecta; Hymenoptera; Megachilidae. The record is from RefSeq and is a predicted model, not a curated record. Bases 915 to 2021 code for a protein of 368 amino acids.
ACGAGCAACCUCGCAGUCCAGUGCGAGGCGUCGUCGGAGUAACAUCGCGCGUCACGCGUCAAUCCUUUCGUUCACGAUUUUUUAAUUCGAUCUUCUGCCAAUAUUUUUCUUCAAAUUCUGAACGAAAAACAUAUUCAGUACCGAUCGGAAUCAAGGCAAAUAACAACGAAGAAAAACGAGAAUGGUCAACCGUGUUCGUUAACGGCGGGAAUUCUUGAAUCUCGGUGGUCAAAUAGCAAAGUGCAUCUGCAUCUCUCAGGCGUUCGCUCGUUUGAUUCUCAAGGAUCUCUUCGGUAAACUCGUUCGGAAUAAUAUUUCACUGGCCAGAGAGGGGGAACGGGAGAGGGGAACAGGACUUUGAGUCGUUUUCUAAAGAACGAAAUAGCGCGGCACGUUGCAACAAGUCCUUCGAUACGCCACACUUUUCUGCUUGCCCCUGUGUAACCUACCCUUCUCGUAACGGUCAAUUGUUCCAUUUCGUACCGCGAGGGAGAGAGUGAGAAGGAAAGAGGGAGAAAACAGGCGAACAGCAUUCGGUGCAGAGUGUAUCGAGGAAAGUUUCGUUUGCCGUUUCACGGUCAACCUGUUAGUCAUGUGGGAACGGUAAAAACUGCUCGGGCAGGAACUCUGGAAGAGCAGUUUCUCGGAAACGGACGUCGGAAUGGUAAUAACGACGCGGUAAAACCUGCUUCUAUGUAGCUUCAAGCAAGGAUACACGACGCUCCGACGAUCGUCCUUUCGGUCGUGCCUACGCUGUGAUGUUUAUUUACCGGUUUUAUAAACGGUGCGUUCUCAUACGUGUGUGCAACGUCGUUUCGUUCGUACACGGUCGUGUAAAAAGACAGGGUGCUUAAAAACUCAAGACUAAAACUGAAAAAAAAAAAAAAAGAGAAAAUUGAUCUAACGACGUAACCAUGCGGCACUUUCGGAACGUAUCCUGGGGAUGGCACGAUAAGAAGAUGGAUAUGAGCAUAUUUCUCGUUAAUGGACUUUCGAUGCUGCUCUUGGUUGUCGGUAUCGUCCCAGAAGCAACGGUCCUCGGAUCUAACCCGACGUUGAUCCUGGACCAGGAUCUACCUUUGAAGACCUGCAGGUACAGCAAGGCGUACUCGAUGUUUCAGGUUCGUUGCAGCAAUCUGGGUCUCAACGAUAUUCCAUCCACCCUGAAAACAGACAUACAAAUUUUAGACGCCUCGGUGAACAGAAUUCGAAAGCUGACCAACGAUAGCUUAGCAGCGUACAAAACCCUCUCGUACCUAUACCUGGGCGACAAUUUCAUCCAGGACAUCCACGAGGGGGCAUUCAGUAAUCUCCAGUACUUGGAAGUGUUAGACCUAUCGAAGAACGGAUGCCGCGAUCUGCCCAGGAAUCUCUUCCAGUUACCUUACCUCCGGAAGGUCUACCUCUGCGACAACAAGCUAGACGACGUAGUGUUCAGGCGAAUGGACGUAAGGUCACCUCUGACUUUCCUGCAACUCUCCAAGAACAACCUCUGCAGGAUACCUCAGCUCGGUCCUGUACCAUCGCUAGCGCACCUGAACGUCUCCGAUAACUGCAUCGCUGCAGUUUCGCCGGAGGACCUGGCACCUUUCUGCUCCCUGAAGCUCCUCGAUCUAUCCGGCAAUCCGAUCAAGUUCGACGCGAACGAAUGCGAGUGUCUCGCGUUCAACGCGUGGUUGAAUGCUCGUGGGAUUCACUCGAAUCCCGUGUUCAACUGCACGGACGAGGAGGAACGUGGAUGCUCGCCGAGGCAGGAGUUCAGCAACAAAACCUCGGAGCUCUACGAACGGUGCUCGGAGAUUCUGCGAUUUCAGAUAGAAACGGAGAAGGCGAGAACCACGUGGAUAGUGGUCGCCUGUUGCAUCGCCGCGUUCCUCUUCUGUUUGUUCAUCAGCCUCCUCUGCGUCCACAAGAAGAACAAGCGGAAGAAGAGGAGGCUGAAAGAGGAACAGAGGCUGAACGCGAACAACGCCAACACCGAGCUGUUGAACAGUAAUCUGAAUCAACCUGAGAACACUUGAACUUUCGACAACGAAAUCUGUUGUCUGCAGGUGUGUGCCGUUGUGCAGGAGCGAAUGAAUUUCUAGAAGACUGCGCGAGCUGGAUGAUUUGGUGAACGUGGAACAUCCGGUAACAGGUGGCUGAAACCGACAAGAAAUCGAUUUUACAUAAACGGGCGUCGAGAACAGAGGGUAAAAUUUGUGAUAAAACAGGUCGUAUUCUCCUUGAUUUAGCCUUUGUAUUUACCAAUCCACGUUAUGAAAGAUUAAGCCGUAAAAGUGAUUUCACUGCUGUGCUAUACAACAUUUAUAAGGCUCUGAUUUGAAUAAUCCAUUUGGUCGAGAACGAAACCUCCACAAAUUUUAUCCUACAUUUUCGAAACAUUUCUAAAGAACGUUACCGUUCAGCGAGUUACAAGAGAGCGAAAGAAUCAGUGAGCGAGUAAAUGAGAGAAAGAGAAAAUAAAAUCGCGGUUAAACCCACAAAUACUUAGGUCUGACAAAAGAUACUCGUAUUACGAUUAUGGCACAAGUUUGUCAGCGAUUUACGCGAGGUUCGAUCGAAAACCGAUACGCUGAAUCGUUGCCCUUCGUGUUUUCAACCAGCAACCAAGCAAUGAAACCUGCGUUGUUCACGGAUACAGAAUUUCGAUAUUAGCGAAACACGUAAACUGAUGAGAGUCGAUUCAUUUUAAUCUAAUUUCAACAUGUUUGCGGUCCAUUUGAAUUCUAUACAUUUCAUCCAAUUCCCUAAUGGAACUAAUUUAUUUUCAAUCGAUGUACUUGACGUUACAACAGUGUACUGGAAUGCAGCGAUUAACGAAAAGCUGAUAAAUCUGUUAACUAUAAAAAGUUACCUAAUAUUGGACUUGUACUUAGCACCGUACCGACUUCAUAGCCCACCACUGCUCGUCGAGAAUGCUUUUCUCUAUCCACGUAUUGUACAAAAUCCCCCGUCUACCUAUUUGCGUAAAUUACAGUUGCGUGCGCAUUGAUGGUUAUAUGGAAUUGUAAUAACAUGUACGAUUCUAAUUAGGUCGCGUGUAAAUGUUUGGACGAUCUUAGUUUCAAGCGUCAACCGCUUGACUGUCUGCCAUGUGACAUUCAUUUCUCUCAAUCAAGUCUCCGUUGAAACACGAAAAAAAAAUCAGUGAUCGUUGUGCACUUUUAUACACUAAAAAACUUUCAACGUAAAUGGACAGUCGAGCGGUUAAUUGCUUGCGACUGAAAGGGAAUAUAUAAAUAAAGCUACGAACAAAUAUUCCUGUUUUUACGUUAAGCGAAACUCCAUGUUGUAGAUAUAUGUAUAUUAUAUAUUAAUAUAUUAAUAUUAUUCUAUUUAUUUAUAUUUACCGAGAGAAAAAAUUCUCUAGUUUUUUUUUUUUUUUGCGAGACAUCCACGCGACAACGAUGUGCCAUUUGUUUUUCUUCAUUUUUAAAGAGCGUAUUACUUUAACCAGGAGUGCGAAUUAAAUGUAAUCGUCGUGCUUUCCUGUAAAAGAUGCCAAAUGUUAACCCGUCGCUGAAAAACAAAGGCAAAAUUAAAAAAUAUGUCCCGUGGUGUCGGAAAAUUGAUACACCAGUUCCUAGUAAUUGUACGAUUUCCCUUCGGUUACCUUGUUUCCGUGGGAAACACCCGUUCAAUCUUCAGCGAGUGAAAAACAUAUCUUUUUUAGUUGAUUCUCAAUGGAAAUCUUGUAUAAGUAAGACUAAAACUGAUUCAAUGUCUGCCAGUAAAUGAAAAUUCUUAUUGUUAGUAUAUGAGCGCGUUGUGUACUUAAACUGUACUCUUAAUACUUUUCUAUUGACUUUUCUUUAACUUUUAAUAUACGGUAAGAAUGUAACUCCGUAGGUUGUACAAAAAUGUUACCAACAAUUGGAUGAACUCUACCAAAUAAAUCUUAAAUCUAUAUACGAGA